AUGGAAAUGAAUCAGUAUGAGCCAGAGUCUGUUGACAUUCUCCCAGAGCCCCAGGUGGGUAACCACUCCUCUGAGGAGCCUUUCGGUUGUGGUGAAGAAGAGAGCGCACUUGGCGAGGGUCAAAGGUCACUUGAGAUCUCCAUCCCAACUGGCACACCCAGCCCUCCCCCUCCCCCCUCACCACCGCCGCCGGCUGAAGUCAAGGAGAAAGCCCCCGCACCAAAAAUCUUCACGCCGAGCAAGCUCAGUUUUACAUCCUCAUCCCAACCAGGAGCCAGAAAUAUGAACCUGUCAGACCUCCCUGCCUUCACCCCCAGUGCCUUCCCUCCCAGCGGCUUCAACUACGAGCGGCCAAGACAUUUCAUCCAGUCCCAACCCGCUUUCCAGGCCCCCAGCUAUGAAAGUGUGCAGAGAGAGGCUCAACAAAACCUCAACAGCAUUCACAACAAUCAGAACCAAGUCCAGAAUAGUCCAAUUCUCACCGAGCCGGUGGCUCAGUCUAAAGUUAUAACUGUGCGCAGUCAGUCGGUGUCCCAGUCUCAGUCUCUGUCCCAGACCCAGUCCCAAUUUCAGACAUUACACCUGAGCAAAACCCAGAGCCAGACAAACGGAACCAGCAAGUCCUCUCCAUCUUCGUCCAGUCUCAGUUUGCCUAUCUCUUCCCCUACCUCCUCUGCUCCUCCGCCCCCUAUCCCUAAUGCUGUCCCCACUUCUCCCUCUUUCCCUACUUCCUCCUCUUCCACUCUCCCCCGCACCUCCAUGCGCUCUACCAUCAAGCUGACUCCCAGCGUUCCCAGUGCCAUGGGCCUUGGCAGUGCCACGCUACCUGCCAACCCGGACGCCACGGCCACAUCUGCUGCCUUCCUCUGCUCCAUCCUGCCCUCGCAGUCGUCCUCCUCCUUCACUCCUUACACUUCUUCUAAGCUAUCUCCCAGCUCCACCCUCCCACAGACCUCCCUCAGUUGCUCCCCCUUGCCCCAAUCCAGUCCUCUCCUCCAGGCAAGGGCCUCCUCCUCCUCCUCUUCCUUCCCGCAGGCUCUCCCGGUCUCUCCCUCCUUUCCCAGUUCCCCUCUUCCCUCAUCCGGCUCCUCAUACCCCCAGGCCCAUCCUUCCCAGAAUCAGAACAGGGUACCACCCGCUGUGGUGUCGCUGCCAGCCAACUAUAAGGGAACACCUAGCAUCCUCCCCAAGCCCAUCCUGAAGAAGUCCGUCGCGCCUCGGCCCUCCUCCUCUCGCUCCACAGAUGAAGACAUCCAGGGCUCCAAAGAUGCACUCAUCCAGGACCUGGAAAAAAAGCUUCGCUCAAAGGAGGCCAGGAGGAGGAGCAGCCAGAAACUAUCGUAUGAAGAACGCAUGGCUCGCAGGCUGCUGGGUCCGGACAAUGCCUCGUACAUGUUUGACUCGGACAACCUCAUAGACUCACAACUAGAGCAGCCAGAUUCGUCAGCAGGAAGACAGAUGGGAGGACUGUGGGGAAAGCACCACUUGGGGACAGACGAGAGGGGCAACGAGGGGUCAGCCAUCCAGGAGAAAUGUUACGCUCCUCGUUUUCUGCAGAUCCCUCCGGAUCUCACAGUAGAGGAGGGACGCUUCUGUAGGAUUGACUUCAAGGUUGGAGGUCUGCCCGCCCCGGACGUCUCCUGGUAUCUGGACGGUAAAGCCAUCCGGCCCGAUGACUACCACAAGAUGCUGGUGUGCGAGAAAGGGAUGCACUCCUUCAUCAUCGAGAUCGUCACUGUGCACCACGCCGGCGUGUACGAGUGUGUGGCCAAGAACCGCGGCGGGGAGAGCCGCUUCAGCAUGAGGCUGGACGUCAUAGCCCAGGAGGCUCUCCGCCCUCCCACCUUUGUCCAGAAAAUGCUCAACUCCCGUGCUCUGGAGGGUGACACCGUGAGGUUAGAGUGUAAGGUGGAUGCCUCUCCUCCACCUCAGCUCUUCUGGAAGAAAGACAAAGACAUGCUGCGCAUUGACCCCAACAGAAUGAGUCUGUACCAGGACGGAACAGGCAGACAGUGCUUGCUGAUAGAGAGGGUGAUGAAGUCGGACGCCGGCUGGUACACGCUCUCCGCCAUCAACGAGGCCGGCAUGUCUACAUGCAACACCAGGCUGGACGUAGGCACCCGUACAACUCCAGCUAUGAAGACGGCGCCCCCUGGCUCCAAGACAUUGAAACUGCUCUCCUCUCUGAAUCGCCUGCCUACUCUGACCGUGGAGAGUCCAGCACAGCACACCGCCCCGCUGUACGAGAGCGAAGAGCUGUAGGCCCAAAAGAGUUCCCUGCUGCCAACAUCUCAGGACUGAACAAACCGGGCCGGGACACAGAACCUAAACGAGAACUUGCGUUAACUCCAGAGCAAUUCUAAGAGCUGAUCCCAGAGGCUGCACCAGCUGUCCUUUGAGCCAGAACCCAAAUUAUCUAUGCUGUAGGGACCCGUGCUGAUCGUCCAUACUGAUCUUAGCUGUAUACGGUUAUUCAGAGGUCCUACAUGAAGUUCAGCUCCUGAUCUACUAGCUAUGAGAGCCCUGGCUGGUAAAUUUAGCUGCGGGGGCAGUGUC
Molecule: messenger RNA, 2556 nt
Organism: Lampris incognitus (smalleye Pacific opah)
Lineage: Eukaryota; Metazoa; Chordata; Actinopteri; Lampriformes; Lampridae
Gene: myot
Product: myotilin
Exons: 11
Coding region: 1-2262 (753 amino acids)
Biological process (GO): homophilic cell-cell adhesion; axon guidance; dendrite self-avoidance
Cellular component (GO): axon; plasma membrane
Molecular function (GO): cell-cell adhesion mediator activity
Source: RefSeq, a predicted model, not a curated record